Molecule: messenger RNA, 810 nt
Organism: Ipomoea triloba (trilobed morning glory)
Lineage: Eukaryota; Viridiplantae; Streptophyta; Magnoliopsida; Solanales; Convolvulaceae
Product: myosin-2-like
Exons: 5
Coding region: 1-810 (269 amino acids)
Biological process (GO): actin filament organization; vesicle transport along actin filament
Cellular component (GO): vesicle; actin cytoskeleton; myosin complex
Molecular function (GO): microfilament motor activity; actin filament binding; ATP binding
Source: RefSeq, a predicted model, not a curated record
AUGUUGCCAUUCACAUGGAAGCUGAGAUACACUACCGACAAUGCCACAAUGCAUCCCUUCAAAUUCACCAUUUUGCAAAUACUCGAUCUGAUCUCCGUCGCCCCCCAUCAGCCGUCGCCUCCCGAACUACCCGUCGCCGAUCGCCGUCGCCCACCAAUCCCCGCAAAGCGCCUCCGCCGCUGCAAGCCGCCGGAGUCGCGAAGCAGUCCCGCCGAACCGCAGCCGCGAAGCCCUCCCGCCGAACUGCAGUCGCGAAGCACUCCCGCCGAACCAGUCGCGAAGCACAGUUGCAGCCGCACCGCCGCGGGAGAUCGGCCGUCGCUCAAAGGCGCACCGCCGCAGCUGAACCGCCGCACCGCUGCACCGCCGGAAUAUGAGUUGGAUGGAAUUGACUGGAGAAAAGUUGAAUUUGAAGACAACCAAGCCUGUUUAGAUCUCAUUGAGCAGAAACCGAUUGGGCUUAUAGCUUUGCUGGAUGAAGAGUCAAAUUUCCCUAAAGCUACUGAUUUAACCUUUACCAAUAAACUUAAGGAGCACUUGAAAACAAAUCAGUGCUUAAAAGGAGAACGGGGAGGAGCAUUCAGUAUUCGGCAUUAUGCUGGCGAGGUUCUCUAUAGUGCCAGCGGUUUCUUGGAAAAGAACAGAGAUCUUCUGCAUUCUGAUAUCGUUCGGCUACUCUCAUCAUGCAGUUCCCAACUACUUCAGUUGUUUAUCAGUUAUGUGCUUAAUCAAUCUCAGAAAUCAAGUCCAACAACAAAGCUUGCUGUGCAGAUGUUCGGAAACAAAGUGUUGCUAAAAAGUUUAAGGUAA